Aspergillus luchuensis is the source of this 483-nucleotide messenger RNA. RefSeq names its product DUF5572 domain-containing protein. The coding region runs from base 1 to 483 and encodes 160 amino acids. The record is from RefSeq and is a predicted model, not a curated record. NCBI's taxonomy places the organism in Eukaryota, Fungi, Ascomycota, Eurotiomycetes, Eurotiales, Aspergillaceae. The transcript is spliced from 2 exons.
AUGGCGCAGCUUCAGCCCUCGGAGAAUGAGCUAUUUGAGAGAUUGAGCUCAUAUCCUUUCAGUACGGAUCGUGAAUUUGCAGUUGGGCUUUCCAUCAUCCUAGGCCAUCCGGAAUCACCUGCGUCGGAAGAGGAAAUCAAUCGCAAUGAUGACCUUACCCUACAAGCUAAAUGCUUCUACUUCUCAAGGAAAGAAAAGCUCAUGCCACCACUCGAGUUCUCAGCAUACAAAGCAUGGCUGGAAUCAGCAUCAAAAGUCAAGUCCGCCGACCUUUCAUCACCAAGCCCUACAGUGAACGUUCCCAAUUCUAAAGAGGAGCCUGCAUAUCCUUCAUCCUUCGCUCAUAUAGUGGAACUCAUCACAACCGGUCAACCCAUUCCCGGAAUUCAACAAAUUCCAGACACCGUCUUGACAGGCCAUGACACUCCAAGCGAGAAGCCAGAAAGGCGGAAACCAUGGGAAAAAGGAACAGCUAGUCAAUGA